Solanum dulcamara is the source of this 2848-nucleotide messenger RNA. RefSeq lists its product as uncharacterized. NCBI's taxonomy places the organism in Eukaryota, Viridiplantae, Streptophyta, Magnoliopsida, Solanales, Solanaceae. The record is from RefSeq and is a predicted model, not a curated record. The coding region runs from base 282 to 2153 and encodes 623 amino acids. The transcript has 16 exons. Gene Ontology annotation, molecular function: protein binding.
UUGUAAUUUAGAACACGGUAAUUAGGGAAAUAAGGUAAGUUACACUAAUUUUUAAAUUAGAUAGUGAAGUGUCAAUCAAACCUAGAAGAGACGACGCCCGACGUCAUCUCGUGUUGAAAAAAAAAUCCCAUCUUAUUCUUCUCCUUGUUAAUCAUAACUCCUAUUUCAUUUUGCUGUUAUAUUUUUUUUGAAUUAUUUUCGCAUUUUGUAUAUGAUUUUUUGCAACUCCAUUUGUAAAAAAUCGCAGCUUUAUGUAGUAUUAAUCUUAGGGUUGUGAUAACAUGGGGAAAGUUGAAGUUCCAUCAUUAAUUACCUUAUGCAUAUACUCAAUCAGAGAUGAACUCAUUCAAGUUGAUGAUCCUAAUCUUUCAUCAGUAUUGUAUCAACUUCCUAUGGAGUUGUUCGAUCAGUUGCUGUUGCACCUGCCUCCAUUGGCGUUGCAGAAAUUACAACAAGGGAAAUCUGAUAUCUUGGAUGAUUACGAGCUUUUGACUGAUGGUGUUGAUAAUCAGAGAAAGCGUAAAAGAUAUCUGAAUUUUGAGGAAGAGUGGAAAAAUCUCUAUGAAGCUCGGUGGCCUGCUUUUGGUCGGAGGAGUAAGAAUUUCGAUAGUAAGUCAUUUGCCAGAUCAGCAAAAGUAAAAGAAGUAGAGUGUGACUGGCAACAGAUGUAUUGGGAAGCACAUUUGCAGAAUUGCCUGGAUACAACAGCAGAGUUUGCUUUAUUCCCAUCUUUUCAUGGUCGGAUUAGUGAAAUAGAAGUUCCAGAAUCAAUCCUAAACUAUAUUGAUCAUAGGGGACACAUCAGUAGAUUCACCUGUGACUAUUCCAAGUUUGCUUAUCACUGCCAACAAUUUGGAUCAUAUGCCAGACACCUGAGAUUGCCAAAUGUUCUGUGUGUGGAAGAAACUUGUCUUUUACUUAGAAAUGCAAGGUUGGAGAGUUUGGAAUUACAAUGGAUCAAGUCUGAUGAGCAUGUCGAGGGGUUAUGCCAACUCAUCAGCCAGAACUAUCGAUCCCUAAAGUCAAUUAAAUUCAUGCAUUGCAAGUUUACGGUUGCUUCUCUUGAUGCAAUUUGUGACUUGCUAUGCUUGCACAGUCCUCAAGCACUUGGAAUGCAACAUUUCUCAAUCAAGACAUCGAGCUUCCUAGAGAACAACUUUCAUUCCUUGCCUGCUGGACUAAUAUCUUUUCUAUCAUCAGGGAGGUCCUUGUCUUCUCUAUGCUUAUCAGACAACCAUCUUCCUCGACAUUUUGCGAGGAUAGUUUUUGAUACCCUCGUUGAUGCUUCAUCUAGUAUUACCGUUCUGGACCUUUCAGAAAACAAUAUUGCGGGAUGGCUUUCUCAUUUCAAAUGGAAAUACAGAAGUAGCACAGAGCCACCUGGGACAUAUAAAUCACUGAAGUCAUUAAAGGAGCUUAAUUUAAGGAACUGCAAUCUACAGAGGGACGAUGUGGAUUGUCUCAGAUAUGCUCUAGUCCACAUACCUAAUCUGGAGCAACUUGAUCUCAGUGACAAUCCUAUUGAGACUUCUGGAAUCAGGUGUCUAAUCCCCUACUUCAAAGAGACGCCCCAUAGAUAUUUCCCCCUUGUCGAUUUGAAGUUGGAAAGUUGUGAGCUUACAUGCUUUGGAGUUUGUGAACUUCUAGAAGCUCUUUCAUCUUUGAGAAAACCACUGAAUUUUCUCUCGAUUGGAGGCAAUUCUCUUGGAAGUGAGAUAGGAACACCACUAGGGAAGUUUCUAUGUGGAGGUAUUCAAGCUCUUGAUAUUGAAGACAUUGGACUAGGUUCUUCUGGCUUCAUGAGAGCAGGCAAAGAGUUAGUAAAGGAAACAAAGCUCCACUCCAUCAACAUAAGCAAGAAUCGAGGUGGAAUUGAAACUGCAAGAUUUUUGUCAAAGCUUUUCUCUCAUGCUCCAGAUCUUUCAACAGUAAACGCAAAAUAUAACUUUAUGCCCAAAGAAUCUUUGUCAAUCCUUUGCUCUGCUGUAAAAGCUGCAAAAGGUAAACUGGAGCAUUUGGAUUUGAGGGGAAAUAUCUUGUGUGGACAACAAGUUGAUUUAUCUGAGUUGGCUGAGUUUCAAACCAAUGGAGUUUCUAUUUUGGAACUCUCUUCUUCACCAGCUUUAAAUGAACCUUAUGAUGAUGAUCCUUAGUUGCUUCAUGAGUUUCUGAUCCUGUUAUGAAUCAUGUUUGGUAUUUAAGUGGAGAAAGGCAGAUGGAAGCGGUAUCAUCGGGCUCCGCUUCUCUUGCGCUUGCUUGUGUGAAGGUUUAGAGCAUGUGAUUAGCCUCUCCCAAGUUCAAAUUUUUUCCCUUGAAACAGUUGAGCUGGUUGUACUUUGAGCUCCAAUUUUCUAACACCAACAAAUCAAAUUAUGUUUGGGAAAAAGGUUCUCUUACAAGUAUGGCAGAUGUGUAAAUUUUUCAGAUUUUGGUGUGUUAAUUUUUUGAUGGAGGUGCUCGAUCAAAUUAGGUGUAUUUCACAAGUUUGAAUCCUACUAUGAUUCAAGUCUGAUUCUGGUAAGUGGAGAAGGAUGGAGGGAUGAGCCUGUUUGUCCAUCAAAGUUUGAAGUUGGUAUAAAAGAAAAUAUUCCAUGUCAAUUUAUGUAGACAUUAUUUUUUUUAGUCCGUCCAAAAAGGACCCUUUUAUACAUAUUUAGUAAUAGUUAAUUUUGUUUAUUCUUAAUAAGAUAAUUUAUAGUGAGACAAGUAUUUGUAUUUUAUUUUAGAUCACAAGUAUUAAAUCUUGAAUUUUUUAAAUUUUAUGUUUAAUCGGUUGCACCCUUUCGGGCGGCCAGGGUCAUGCCACACAAGAGCCGUUGAUGAAUGCAACCUUUAUUUUUACGAGUUA